AUGGCUUCCAAACCUCAAGCUUACUCAGGCAAACAAGUACCGUUUUCUUCUGAAAAUGAAGUCUGCAGACAAGCCCACUUUAUUAAAUCACCACCCCCUCAGCUUUUCUCCUCCCAGGCCUCCUGGAAAAGUCGAUAUUUUAUCCUGUCAAAAACUGAGAAAAAUUGUUACAGUCUUCAGUAUUUUAAAGACCAUCAGUACCGGGGUGCCAUUGGAGUUGAUGAAAUUUCCAGUAUAGAAGUUGGCAUCAGUAACCAAGAGAAAAUGGCAUUAGUCCAAAAGAUGUUUAAAUGCUUACCUGGUGAAGUGAUGUCCAUUAUAACUCCUAAAAGGGAUUACUUUCUCAUUAGCAAAGACUGGAGGACAAUUGAUGACUGGGUCUCCUUCAUAUCAUCAUCCUGCCUGGAUCUGAAAGACACCCAUCAGAACGUGAAGAAUCCAAAUCUUGUAAAUCAAGAUGCCAGAAACGAGGCCAAUGUUGUACGGCCUUUUGACUCCGGAGGAAACCAGAACAUCUAUGAAAUCAUUCCAGAAGUCCAUGAUGAAGUGUGGGAGAUAGAUUUCUCAGAAGACAAAAGGCCUGCUUCCCACCCUGACCAUUCUUCUGGAUCUUCUACUUCACUAAAGGACAAGACCUACUCAAGCCUUCCAAGAAACGGCCUCCCAGACGUGAAAACAGCUGCUCUCACUCGAUCACAUGCAGUGAAAUUGAAAACACUUCUUAAGCAGCAUCAAACAGAAGGGAAUUCUUCAAGACCCGGCCAAUCUCCUCUGAUGAGUGAUUUAGCUCCUGAGAACCAGCAAGAGACAGAAGAUGAGAAUCAUUAUCUUAGUCCUCGAAAUGUUCUUGCCCAGUUGGACAAUGUAAUUGCUUCCAAUGAAGACAAGGAAUUUGCUGAAUCCAAAGAACCAGACCAGGUCUCCAAGCCAACUGAUCAUCUCUACAUGUCAAUGAAAUCUCGUUUUGAUGAAGAGAAAUUCCAGCAACCUUCCAACAGCGAAGAUGAAGCUCAGGCCUUUCCAGAGAACCAGGCUGAGGGGCUCAACCUGCAGGGACAAGAGGAUAGAAGCAAGCUGUGUCAUUCCUCCAGUAGCAAAGGACCAAAGACCAAGAACCAGAAAAAGGAAUUGGUUUCACUCUCUGUUGUGCAGCUAUCUAGAAUAAUCAAUAACAUACCUGCCGGAAGCCCCUUGGAAAAGGUGGAUGUAUUCCUUUCCAAGAAGGACAUAAACAAAUACCUGACAUUCACACAAGCCAUGGGUCAUAUAUGUGUGACUCAGUGGGAAGGUGCCCCUCACUUGGGAUGUAUAUUUCACCAUGGUGAUCGCCUAUCAGCUGUGAAUGACCUUAAGCCUCAUACCCUGGAGGAAGCAGGCUUAUUCCUGGACAGGUCCUUAGGGAAGGAGGUGAAAUUGACCAUCUGCCGGAUCCCUGGUUCAGAUAAAUUCCACACUAGGGCCUGUGCCUGCUCUUGAAAAAUGCCAUUUUGGCUAAGGUUGGAGUGGUAACCAUCCCCACUACAGAAAAGUAGUGAAAGAAUAUGAACAAAGAGUUAUCAAUAAGAAUUUCAAACAAGAAUGGAGGAGGAGGAGUGAAUAUUAACAUAUCAAAAGGAUGCUUCAAGUCACUACUAAUCACGGAAAAUGCAAAACGGAAACAACCUUGCAAUUUUACCUCACACUCAGCAAACUAGAAAAAAAGGACAGAAGAUGGGAAGACUCAACAGUGAACGGGCUGUGGAAAAAUGCGAGCAACCAUACAUUAUUAGUAGAGCUGCUAAUUGGUCCGAUCUUUCUGGAAAGCAUUUUGGAAUUAUGUGAAGUGACUAAAAUAGCUGCUAGACAAAGACAGUAAGGUAAUCAGAAACAAAAAGAAAGUCCCUAUAUAUGCCUAAAUUCAUAGCGACAUUUUUGUACAUGGUAGCAAAAAACUG
This is a messenger RNA of Trichosurus vulpecula (common brushtail), 1934 nucleotides long. RefSeq names its product pleckstrin homology domain containing S1 (gene PLEKHS1). The transcript is spliced from 13 exons. The record is from RefSeq and is a predicted model, not a curated record. Lineage: Eukaryota; Metazoa; Chordata; Mammalia; Diprotodontia; Phalangeridae. The coding region runs from base 1 to 1476 and encodes 491 amino acids.